AUGGAAGGAGACUUGAAAGAAGAAAAACCAAGCAUCCAUGCAGAUUUACAAACACAUUUGCUCAAUGACAAUAAUAAUCAUGUUCAAAAGGGUGGUCUUAGAACCAUGCCCUUCAUUAUUGUGAAUGAAGCAUUUGAGAAAGUUGCGAGUAGCGGAGUGAUGGCGAACAUGAUCUUCUAUCUAAUGGAAGUUUAUCACAUGGAAGCUGUGACCGGAACCAGCGUGAUCUACAUCUGGUCAGCGCUUUCCGAUGGUCUCUCCAUUUUCGGGGCGUUCGUUUCUGAUUCUUAUUUUGGCCGCUUUCGGGUCAUUGCAUUCGGGUCUCUCUCUAGUCUUGUUGGAGUGAGUUUACUCUGGUUGACAUCCAUUGUUCCACAGUUAACACCAUCUUCAGCUUCAUCUUGCCCACCAACACCGGCCCAACUCGGUUUCCUUUUAGCCUCUUUUUCUCUAAUAUCAAUCGGGUCGGGCUGCAUCAGACCAUGUUCCAUAGUCUUUGGUGCUGACCAACUCAAACACUAUAACAGCCAGCGGCUCAUCGAUAGCUACUUUAACUGGUACUAUGCCUCUUCAACGAUUUCCUACAUUAUUGCUUCUACCGUUGUCGUCUACAUUCAAGACUUAUUCGGUUGGCGGGUUGGUUUCGCAGUUCCUGUCUUGGUCAUGCUAUGUUCUGCUCUCAUGUUCUUACUCGGGUCCUCUCUUUAUGUCAAAGUUGAAGUAAAAAAGAGCCCGUUUUCGGGUUUGAUUCAAGUCUUAGCUGUUGCUUUUAAGAACCGCAAGAUCCGUCUUCUUCCUGGUGAUUGCUAUAAUCAUAGCAAUGAAAUGGAUCGAGUUGAGCUAACCGACAACUUAAGGUUUCUUAACAAAGCAUGUGUCGUUAGAGAUGUGAACAUUGGAUCUAUUGGCUCGAACCCGUGUGGUGUCCCCACAGUCGAAAAGGUGGAAUCCCUAAAAACCCUAAUUCGGAUAAUACCUAUUUGGUCAUCGGGCAUUCUACUAUUCACAAUCACGGUACAAAAUUUUCCGACACUUCAAGCCAAGAAAAUGAACCGAAACAUCACCUCAUGGUUUGAGAUCCCGGCUGCGUCUUUUAUCUUGUUUGAGCUUUUGACAAUCACAAUAUGGAUCCCGUUUUACGACUGUAUUUUGGACAAGUUGCUAGCAAAAUAUACAAAUGAGCCACGCGGGCUUAACCUUAAAACCCGAAUGGGAAUCGGGUUAAUAUUGUCAGUCAUAACUAUGGUAGUAUCUGCAAUAGUAGAAACCAUAAGGCGUGAUUUGGCAAAUCAAAACACGCCAUUUAACAUGUCAGCAAUGUGGUUGGUCCCACAAUAUGUGUUACUAGGGUUGUCCGUGGCGUUUAAUGAUAUUGGACAGAUAGAAUUUUAUUAUUCUGAGCUCCCAAAAAGCAUGGCAAGUUUUUCAAUAGCUGUGCUUAAGGUGAGCGCGGCGAGUGGUUCGCUUGUCGCAAGUCUUUUAACUAACAUUGUGGAUUCGGUAACGGGCCGAGGAGGCAACGUAAGUUGGCUAUCGAGUGAUAUCGACGAGGGUCACGUGGAUUACUACUAUUGGUUGCUUAGUUUCUUGAGUUUGCUAAACUUUUUCUACUACUUAAUCUGUUGUCGUGUUCAUCGGAGUUUUUCUUCUUCGGAAUGUAGGUUGUCCCAUGCGGUCAAUAUCGAAGGAUCUGAUAGCAUUGAAGACAAACUUUGA
Helianthus annuus (common sunflower) is the source of this 1716-nucleotide messenger RNA. RefSeq names its product protein NRT1/ PTR FAMILY 1.2. The record is from RefSeq and is a predicted model, not a curated record. Gene Ontology annotation, cellular component: plasma membrane. The transcript is spliced from 4 exons. Gene Ontology annotation, molecular function: transmembrane transporter activity. Lineage: Eukaryota; Viridiplantae; Streptophyta; Magnoliopsida; Asterales; Asteraceae. Gene Ontology annotation, biological process: transmembrane transport. Bases 1 to 1716 code for a protein of 571 amino acids.